AUGCCCGCGCGCACACCGGGUCUGAGCAAGCGGCCCGCGUGUCCUCCUGAGAACUCCGGGCUCCCGGGAGGUCGGGAGGUCGCGGCGCCGCGGUCCCCGAGGACAGGGCGGGAGGACGGGCCAGGCACGCCCCUCCGGGAGCUGGGAGAGGCCGGGGCACAGCCGCGGGGACACCGAGGGCGCCGCUGCGGCACCGCCACACCGCGGGGGGCCCGGGGCGGCCGACGGGGCUUCUCAGGGAGUCCGUGUCCGCGGCUUCGGCCCCAGGUCUGCGGUGACCGGUCACGCGGCCCUGGGCAGGCGCACGCGGGGGGAGAGGCCCUUCCGGCGGCUCAGGCUGGGCUCGGCCCCCCGCAAGCGGCCCCGGCGUGGUCGGUGCUGGGCACAUGGCCUCCAGCCCCGGAGAGGCUCCGACGGCGGCGGCGCAGCCACGGGGACAAGCGCGCGCCCUCGGCCGGGUGGGGCGCACGCAGGGAGCCGCGGGUGGGGCGCGCCUGCACGGCGGGGGCCUCACCGCUGCGUCCCCAAGGCCGAGGCCAGGGCUUCCCCCCGACGGGCCCGACUCCAGGGGCGCGCGGCGGCGCCCGGGCUCCGGCUCCACUCCCGGGGCUUCAGGCCGCAGGGCGCAGGCGCGGGCCUCGCACGGGCGCUCGGGGUCGCACCGCCUGGGGGUCUCCUGAGGGCGCUGAUCCCGGCGACGCGCCGCCUUGGCCCUCGGCCCCCAGGCCCAUGUUUCGCAGCGAGGACACGAGCCGCCCGACAGGGACGUGGAACACGAUGCAGCAGCCACGGGCUCGACCCACGGGGAGCCCAGGCCGCCGAGGAGCGUCGAGGUCGCCGGGCGGCUUCAGCCUGCCUGCAGGCGGCGGCGGUCUACACUGCCACAUCCGGGUCACGCGGGGGUCACACGGGGGUCACGCGGAAGGCAGGGCCGUGCUGGGAGUGCCGCGCCGCCGUCCUCGUGGGGCCCCGAGGGCCGCUCCGCCAGGGAGGUCUCCCGCGGCGGCCACAGGCGGGCACAGGGGGUCGUCCAGGAGGCCGGCCGGAGGCAGACGGAGCUGCGGGACGGGCGCGCCACGGGCUCAGGGCCCAGGUGCCUCCAUCCGCAAAGCUCGAGGUGGAGACCGCGUGCUCCCUCGUGCCCGCCCCCGCGGUGAGGCCUCGGAGCUGCUCCGCCGGCCCGGCCCGGAAGCCAGGGCUCCACGGGGUCUCCGCCGCCUCCCCUGCUGCUGCCCCGGAACCGGAACCGAGCAGAGGAGACCUCGCGGGAACUGCCGUCGGGACAGCCUCAAGGGGAAAGCCGGCCUUACCCGGCCCAGGGCAGCAGGAAGCGCCAAGACUUCCGGGUGGGCUGCCGCCACACUCAGCCAAUGA
Nyctereutes procyonoides (raccoon dog) is the source of this 1374-nucleotide messenger RNA. RefSeq names its product translation initiation factor IF-2-like. NCBI's taxonomy places the organism in Eukaryota, Metazoa, Chordata, Mammalia, Carnivora, Canidae. The transcript has a single exon. The coding region runs from base 1 to 1374 and encodes 457 amino acids. The record is from RefSeq and is a predicted model, not a curated record.